Molecule: messenger RNA, 1020 nt
Organism: Thyridium curvatum
Lineage: Eukaryota; Fungi; Ascomycota; Sordariomycetes; Thyridiales; Thyridiaceae
Exons: 2
Coding region: 1-1020 (339 amino acids)
Source: RefSeq, a predicted model, not a curated record
AUGUCACAAGCAACAGUGCCGAACGCGCCUCCGCUCAACGGAUCUGUGCUACUCGAGCUCGAUUUCACAUCCUUCGAGCCAUGCUGGCUCAAUCUCCGUCCAAAUUCAGAAGAGUGCGAGGGCAGCGGCGAUAACAGUCUACCAUUCAGCAUCGAUAACACACGAGGUAGCCUGGCGACUCUCGGGCUUCCACAGCCGUCCGCCACAAAGACGGGAGGAAGGGCCUCGGCCCCUUCAGACCCGAAGCAAGGACACAACGGGUUGAGCACGGGUGCUAGUGUGGCCAUCGGCGUCGGGGCCACGGUUGUUGUACUGGCGCUCAUCGGUGGCAUUUUUGCUCUCGUAUGGCUUCAGCGGAAGAAGCGCAAUCAGGAAAAGGUGAGGCAGUCAUACAACCAUGCAGGAGGGCUAUGGCGGCGCUCAGAGAAGCCUCAGCCGUUGCUCGCGCUUGAGCCUCGGUCGCUCACGCAUUCAAGCCGGUCGUCCCUCCAGCAGCUGCACGGUCUCCCUACCUCUUUCGUCGCACCAGGCAUGACCUUUUCCACCACGCCGGACUCCGCCACACAUAUCAUGAGCGGCGCCCGCCAGUCGCGAGUAGGACACAACGCAGUUGUAGCGCCUCAGGAUGAGCAUCGACAGCUAAUCCCUGCGAUGCAUGAGGGCGCUCCACUAUCGGCGAGCAUGUAUCAACCCACUCCAGUCGGGUUCUAUGCGUCUAGAAAGGAGCCCAGCAGGAACCAUAUUCGGGAUAGGGAGGUCAGCAAUGAGCCUGUCGAGUAUCCUGGACGAGACGCCAGCAUGGAUCUGACCACUUCUGCCGUCAUGCACCCAUAUGAGCCAACAGAACUACCCGGAAAGGAGAGUCAUCGAGGAUAUGGAGAAGAGUAUGAGCUCUCGAUUCCACAGCACCCGCGCCCAUUCCAACCAAGUGGCCACGAAGUGCAGGAGCAGAAGUUUCUCCUUGACGAUGUCGAGCUCCGAGAAAUGAAGCAACAGGCACGGCUCAAACAAGGACGCUAA